AUGCUGAGGAUUGAACGUCUGGGAAUGACGAAAGUUGUUUGCCUGCUAUCGUUUCUUAUUGGGUUUGGCUUUGGCUUUUUAACUGCUCAUGAGCAAUCUCAAGACAAAUCUAAUGUAGCAACAUCUCAAUUGAAUAGAACAGGAUUAUGCCCUCCGGGAGGUUUUCCUCUACUGCUUGUCUCACUAGAUGGCUUUAGAAGUGACUACCUCAACAGGGGAUGUACUCCCCACUUACUUUCGAUUGUGAGAGAUGGUGUGCAAGCCAAGUUUUUGCAGUCUCAGUUUCCAACAAAGACAUUUCCUAAUCAUUACAGCAUUAUAACUGGCUUGUAUCCGGAAAGUCAUGGGAUUGUGCACAAUCGCUUUUAUGAUCCGGCACUUGGUGACACUUUCUACAUUGGUGGACCUUCGUCUCAUAAUCCAGACUGGUGGAAUGAAGGAGAGCCAAUUUGGGUAACUGCAACAAACCAAGGCUUGAAAACAGCUGCAUACUUUUGGCCAGGAUCAGAUGUGGAGAUACGAAAUUCGAGGCCAGAUUAUUGGUUUCUUUAUAACAGUUCUGUAUCUUGGAGUGAUCGCGUGAAUACUGUAUUGCAAUGGCUAGAUCUACCAGAUAGCAAUCAGCCAUCAUUUAUUACUUUGUAUGUUGAAGAACCAGAUCACACAGGACACAUUUCAGGGCCAGAGUCACAUGAAGUGAAUAUUGCACUUACCAAAGUUGACUCUUUGGUUAUCAAACCUCUUAUCAAUGGUUUAAAAGAGAGAGGAAUUUAUGACUGUGUGAAUAUGAUAAUUGUUUCAGAUCAUGGAAUGACUGCAGUGAACACGGAUCGAGUUUUGUUUGCUGACAAGUGUUUCGCUCUCAGUCAGGCAUCAUUUAUAGUAGAAGGUCCUGUGUCUCUACUUUACUCGGCUCAUGGAGUCAAGUCAACGAUUUUUGUGAACAGAGACUACAGCCAGUGUUUGAAUAAGAAUGCUCGAUUCUAUUUAAAGGAAGACCUUCCAAAGCGUUUCCAUUAUGCUAACAACAAACGUAUAUCAUCAGGUGUUGUACUUGCAAACUUGGGAUGGAGAGUUUUGCUAAGGUUGUUUUCAGCUCAAUUUGGAGUGACUAUGUCUUAAUUUGAAGCUAGCUGAACUCUUUAAAAACUAGGUUUGACUGUAAUUUAUGGUAUCAAAUAUGCACAAGCUUGACUCAAGCUAAAUUCUGUGCCGUGUGACUAGUGUGAGACUUGUCUAAUGUUUUGUUGACUACACGUUUCCAUUCCAAUAACAUUUAGAGGUGAUUAUACUGAUUGGCAAAAGCAAGAGCGUGGUGCUCAUGGUUAUGAUAACUUGGAAACAAACAUGAAGGCUCUUUUUAUUGCCAGAGGUCCUCAUUUCAAGAAAAACAUUACUGUGGAAGGAUUUCCAAACAUCGAGAUAUA
This is a messenger RNA of Corticium candelabrum, 1427 nucleotides long. RefSeq lists its product as uncharacterized. The transcript is spliced from 18 exons. Bases 1 to 1122 code for a protein of 373 amino acids. The record is from RefSeq and is a predicted model, not a curated record. NCBI's taxonomy places the organism in Eukaryota, Metazoa, Porifera, Homoscleromorpha, Homosclerophorida, Plakinidae.